This is a messenger RNA of Gigantopelta aegis, 5606 nucleotides long. Its product is annotated as tyrosine-protein kinase receptor torso-like. The transcript is spliced from 24 exons. Gene Ontology annotation, biological process: positive regulation of kinase activity; multicellular organism development; cell surface receptor protein tyrosine kinase signaling pathway. Gene Ontology annotation, cellular component: signaling receptor complex. Gene Ontology annotation, molecular function: ATP binding; transmembrane receptor protein tyrosine kinase activity; protein binding. The record is from RefSeq and is a predicted model, not a curated record. Lineage: Eukaryota; Metazoa; Mollusca; Gastropoda; Neomphalida; Peltospiridae. The coding region runs from base 882 to 4115 and encodes 1077 amino acids.
GGGACAGUGUUAGGUUGCAGCGACUGUUGAUCAAGCUGAUGAUAACUGCACUACAGUAGUGUGCAUCUUCAAAUUGGCGUCGAGUUCGUCGAUGGCUGUUACAGGUAUUCCAGUUAUUUUCGUACUGGACAUCAAAAAUUGAGGUGAAAUGUUUACGAAUCGUUCAACAACAAACAAACCAAAAUAAUUGAGAAAAAACGCCGGAGAACAUCGCAGGCAAGGAAAACAAUUUGCGUCCUUUGAAAAAAAGAAAGAAUAAAAGAGAGUCCAGUUUAUUAUUAUACUUUUUUCACCCCCUGGUGGCGCUUCCGCUAUAAUUACACAAGAGUUCUAGACCACUAAUCAUCAUCAUCAUCAUCAUCAUCAUCAUCAUCAUCAUCAACAUAAUCGUCAAAAAAGAGACACGAUACGCUGACGUUAAUCGGUGUGUGGCCUGCUGCGUCUUCGCGCAUACGGCUGAUGCGUAUCAAAUCAUCUGAAAUGGUUUCCGUGUCUUGAAGACAUUGUUAUCCCAGUGGUGGUGCUUGACCGGUUAAUUACUAUGGAUACAGCCAGUGCCCGUGAAAAGCUCGGAUAGUAAAAGUAGUAUGUACCAAUAAUACGGUAGUUCCUGGAAAUCGGUCUCUGCGAUCUAUGGCUAAACGCGAGUUCCAUCGUCACUCGCUUUGUGUUCGUUCUUCAUUUUUAUACGUUGUCACAUCGCAGAAGUGACCAACCAAUCUAAGGGCGGAGUAUUGGACUUUUUGUUUUAUCUCAGGAAAUUUGUUUCCGUAAUCGUAAAUCGACAUCUAGUGUUGAAGAUCUACGUUUUAACAGUCAGAGAUUCAUUCAUUUAUUCAUGUCUUGGCCAGAGCUGGGACACUCGAGUUAAGGAGAAUAUUAUGAUGGCGUUAAAGAUCAUCUGUGUUGUUCUUGCUGUGUUUGCCAGUUUACGUGUUGUGGAACCUGAUCAAAGAACAAUGGAUAAAACGUUUAAUUCCUACGUAAUCAAGGCCAGAUGCCAAGCACAUUGCAAUGAAAAGUUUGGAAAACAACUUCAAACCACCGCGGCUGACGUCUUUGAUGUUUACAAGUCAUAUAUAUGUGUCGAGAAUGUCUCCGUUUGUGAAAAGUGCAGUUUACCGUGCCAAAACUCGGAACAUUCAAACAUAACUGAAUGCAAAGAACUGUGUGUUCAGAAAUACCGCUCAGUUUGCCAAGAUUCAUGUGACGUCUUUUACCAAAUAAAGACCCAAGAGAAAACCCAGCAAGAUUACGUUAGAAGUGGAAUACAGCUUUAUCUCACUGGACCGGAAGUGACGUGCAAACACAGCCAAAAGGGUCACGGCAGAUCUCCAGAUGUGCACAUGGUGUAUCUGCGAUGGAACGUGAGGAAUGAGGCGAACGAGUCGACCGGCCUACCCCUCACGUUUGUGGUCGGUAUGAGAAGACGUCUGCACAAGAAUGAAGACCCGCCGUGGGGAGUUUUAGGCAAAACAAAUUUUAGUUUUGUACCUGUACGAAGACUGUUACCGGGGGCGAAGUACCAGUUUAACGUGACAGCCAUCAUGGCAAACGGCACGGUGGACGUUACCAAGAGAACAAAAUGGGUGACCAUACCACAAGCAACAGACAAACAGACAGCACCCAGGAAUGUGAGAAUUGUCAAGCAGUAUAUGAAGGGAUCGUCAGUUACAGCAGUCGUCAGAUGGACCCCUGGACUUUCUGGGGGAUGUUUCUUCAAACUUCACUGGAUGAUCCUCAACAGUAUAAGGGACACGUUCGAUUCGAGAGAUAUUAGAUUGUGGCCCGAGUUCAAGUACGAGUUGACGAACCUGAAGUUCGACCAGACGUACUCCGUAGACGUGCAGACGUACGACAAGGACUUCCAGACGAGUAGCAAGCUGACCACCCUCGUCUUCAAGACCCUGAGCUGUCUCCCCACCACACACUACAACUACAGGAUAUGUGAACCAGAAUCACCUCGGGAACUAGAAUGCAAAGUUGGAGAGCCAUACAAACGUAACAACAGCAUGCUGGUUAACGUCACAGUCACGUGGUUAUCUCCCCUGCACAUGAACACGAACAACAGGAUAAGCGAGAUCAAUGUGAAGUGGCACAAAAAGCCGCAUCUUUCCAUCAGUGAGAAAAUACCAGCACACCACGGAUCUGUGUCCUUACCAGGGAAUGCUACCCAGUAUGUGAUUCGUGGCCUCCAUAUGCAUUCCGUUUACUGGAUCCACGUCAUCGCCAAGACACCUGGCGGAGAAUCGAAAAUCGGCAAAACGGUGGAGAUAGGGGCAGCUUAUUCAGAUCUCCUACAUGAAAAUGACCAAGAUCAACUCACAGACGCAAACGGUGUGCCGACGUCGUCGGACGUGAACAUCUACUACCUGGCUAUCCUGCCCGUGCUGCUGGCCGUUAUAGCCCUGCUCGUGUUCGUUGUGUACAGACUGCAGUGUCGCAGGAAGAUGCUCAGGGCAGACGGGAUGCACAUCUGUAUGGCAAAACAGGAAUUCAACCCCAUAUAUGGCAGUGUCGUGUCCGGCGCCGCCUGCAAGGACGAGUCGGCGCUAUAUCUACUGCCAGACGACUACGAGAUAGAGUUCUCUCGCCUGGAGUUCAUGACCAUUCUCGGAGAGGGCGCGUUUGGUCGAGUCAUGAAGGCACGACUUUCAGGAGACGCGGCUACACGUACGGUAGCCGUCAAAAUGCUCAAAGACUACGCGACGCCGGAGGAGCGCCGAAGCCUGCUGCUGGAGAUCGAGACGAUGAAGCAGUUCGGUCAGCACCAGAACGUGGUCAGCAUGUUGGGCUGCUGCAGCGCCGGACCCGACAUCUGUCUCAUCAUGGACUACUGUCCGCUCGGGGAUCUCCGGACUUACCUGAGGAAGUACCGCGAGAAGUACAUAUAUCGUACAAUUCCUGGCAAGUUAGACGGCAUCUGUUACACACAGAUCAAAAGUCGUCUCAAUUCCGACAGCGGGAUAAGCCAUGCAAGUAACGCAUCUACAGGAAAAGUUGGUAACGAGGUUUCCGGCUCUGACGAGACAAGGUCAACCUUCACCUCUCGAAGAUUUGGUUCGCUUCUGUCAUGUGAUGCGCCGGACAAUGACGGCCCAGAUUCUGUUAUUAUUGAUGACUACGAGGAAGGCAUUAACCAAGGCACUCUUCUGUCGUACGCUCGGCAAAUCGCCAUGGGCAUGGAAUUCCUUUCACAGAGGAAGUUUGUACACCGAGACCUUGCGGCUCGGAAUAUUCUUGUCUACAGCUCCAGGUUGUUGAAGCUAUCUGAUUUCGGCUUGACAAGAGACAUAUAUGAAACUAAUGUGUACCAGCCCACGUCGGCUCGAAGACUGCCGUAUAAGUGGAUGCCCUUGGAAUCCAUCUUCGACAACAUCUUUACAAUCAAAAGUGACAUAUGGUCGUUUGGAGUAGUACUUUGGGAGAUAGUCACCCUUGGUGGUUCCCCGUAUCCGGGCAUCGACAAUCAGGAUUUGUUCCAUCUCCUCAAAGAUGGCUACCGCAUGGAAAAGCCUGAUAACUGUUCUCAUGAAAUAUACCAGAUAAUGUUGAGCUGUUGGCACCCUAAGCCCCAGGAUCGCCCCUCGUUUGCGGAACUCACGUGUCAACUGGAUAAACUGCUGGAAGCCACGAGUUCGUACAUAGAUCUGUCUGUGAUGGUUAGCGAGGACUACUACCAACCUUCCACCAGCGAAGACACCCCUUGUAUAAACGCGUACUCCGGCUCUGUCCAGCAAGCUUCGGCGACACCACUGACUACCGCACCAAGCGGUGACUGCGAGGACAUCUGCUCGGCAGAGAACGACGUCGACGACACAUCCACGUGGGACAAAGACACUUACGACAGCGGCCAGACCGACCUGGACAUGUCGAUAUCGUCGUACGACCAGGAUCUGGGCUUCCACUGUGACCAGAGUACCAGCGUGGCACUGAUGAAGGCGCCGUCGCUGAGGUACGGAAUGCUCAGCCUGUUGGGGAAGAUGGGCCAACGAGGUAUCGAGUCGCGCCAGAAACUCCACAGACAGUCUGUGAGCAUGUCGGAACUGUUCAAUAUCGAGGAUGAUGACACGUGUAAACACAGACUUGGAUCGGCGCAGUUGCCUUUGUUUUAAACUGAAAAAACAACAACAGGAACAAGUAUCUGCGUCACAGAUGGGUUGCUGAACGACAGAAUUUUUUUUAAAACAUGAUCUGAUGCAUCAUAGGACUGGACCAAAAGUGGAAAUGUAAAACAUGAUCUGAUGCAUCAUAGGGCAGGACCGAAUGUGGAAAUGUAAAUCAUGAUCUAAUACGUCAUGGGGUAGGACCGAAUGUGUGAAUGUAAAACAUUAUCUGAUGCGUCAUGGGGCAGGACCAAAAGUGUGAAUGUAAAACAUGAUCUGAUGCGUCAUGGGGCAGGACCGAAUGUGUGAAUGUAAACAUGAUCUGAUGCGUCAUGGGGCAGGACCGAAUGUGUGAAUGUAAAACAUGAUCUGAUGCGUCAUGGGGCAGGUCCGAAGGUGUGAAUGUAAAACAUGAUAUGAUGUGCCAAGGAUCACAACCGAAUGUGUUCAUGGACGUUUGUUGACGUUUCGCUCUACAGGGGCGUAGCUGAUGUAAAAAGCGAUCGACGUGAAAGCAAUUAGUGGCGAAGUCUCGAAUAUGAUAAGAGGAGGCUUUAGACCAUACAUUACCUCAGGGUUUUUGUGUGUCUGUUAGUUGUUGUUUUUGUUUUUCUUCUGAAAAUUGAGGUGCAAGCAUGUGGAUAUACACAUGAAUCAACGGCAGCUACGCCCCUGGCCGCGGUUACAUUUACUGUUGUUCCCGCCUCCCACCCUACGGCAAUAGCGACCAUUUGAUGUUAUCCCCGCCUCCCACCCUACGGCAAUAGCGACCAUUUGCUGUUAACCCCGCCUCCCACCCUACGGCAAUAGCGACCAUUUGCUGUUAUCCCCGCCUCCCACCCUACGGCAAUAGCGACCAUUUGCUGUUAUCCCCGCCUCCACCCUACUGCAAUAGCGACCAUUUGCUGUUAUCCCCGCCUCCCACCCUACGGCAAUAGCGACCAUUUGCUGUUAUCCCCGCCUCCCACCCUACGACAAUAGCGACCAUUUGCUGUUAUCCCCGCCUUCCACCCUACGGCAAUAGCGACCAUUUGAUGUUAUCCCCGCCUCCCACCCUACGGCAAUAGCGACCAUUUGAUGUUAUCUUCACCAUCACAGAACAGUAAAAGUAAAUACUGAGGUGCCAUAUUACCAGUUGUCAAAGUCUUUAUUCUGAUAACCAAGAGAGCCAUUAACAAGUUACAGGUCAUCUGAAUAACGAAAAAUAUACUCAGUUUAAUACCAUGCAAUAACAUGUUUAAUGAUCCUUAAAACAGUUAACAACUACAGUUAAAAAUAGCUAGUUUUGCGAUAUUGUAAUCGCCAGAAAAUCACGGUUAAUGAAUGUACUGUUGCUCCGCCACCUCCAGUCCAUGUGAUGACAAAAAGAAACUAUUUGAAGCCCCUUUUACCACUACAAUAUAUACAUACAUACACACAUACAUACACACAUACAUACAUACAUACAUACAUACAUAUAUAGAUAUAUAUACUCUUCAAAAGAAGAAACGCAAAACCACA